AUGGCUCCAUUGGUGUUGAAAUUCGAUUUCGAAGCAUUUCUAUGCGUCUUAGCAACUCCAGGGACAAAAUUUUACAUCAUCUGGAUGGAAAUAUUCGUGCUGGUUCCUUCCUUGGUAUUAUGGGGCCGUCGGGAUCUGGAAAAUGUACGUUAUAGCUACCUUGAAGAAUGGACGGGUCUGACCUGCAUCUAUGAACCAGCUACGUUGGCAAAGAUUAUCACUGGGAGAGUCAAGCCAUCUACGGGCUCCAUUUACGUCAACGAUAAUAUAGCACAGCCGGCUGACUUAAAAACCCUCAUAGGGUACGUCCCGCAGGACGACGUUGUCCUUCCUGAUUUGACGGUCCGGGAGAACAUUAUCCACUCAGCUCGUGUACGACUUGGGAAUGCCUUGGAUAACAAUGAGAUUCAACAAUUUGUCGAUUCUCUGGUCGAUUCCAUAGGACUUUGCAAGGUCCGUGACCGCCUGGUGGGUGUUUCCAAUCGAGGCAUAUCUGGUGGUGAGCGGAAACGUGUCAACAUUGCCGUCGAACUGGCAGCAGCACCCAAAUUUUUGCUACUCGAUGAGCCAACCUCAGGACUUGAUUCACGGACCGCACUCUCUUUGAUCGAACUUUUAAAGUCUUUGUCCCAGCAGGGCGUUACAAUAUGCUGUGUUGUUCAUCAACCGAGAAGAGAAAUAUUUUUGGCUCUUGAUGACUUGCUUCUUUUAAACAGUGGAAGACAGGUCUACUUUGGACAAGCAAGAGAUUCCAUUCAGCACUUAGAAGGGCUUGGCCACAAUUUUCCUGAUGCAUGCAAUCCUGCUGAUAUUAUCCUAGAUGUUAUAGAUGGCAUUGAUGGUGGUCCUGUCCAAGCAGAUUGCCCUAUAUUAUUUGGAGAUGAUCAAGCGAGCGAGCAAUCCAAGACGCUACUUCACUGUGUCAAGAAGCAAAGAGCGCCCUGGUACUAUCAGGUUUACCUUGCAUUCAUGCGAGGGACCAGACAACAGAGCAGACAGGUUGCUAGCUUUGCUCUUGAAAUAGUAUCAGGUGCAAUUACUGGUCUUCUGAUUGGGCUAGCGAACUUUGAGUUUAAAGGACACUUGUUUCAGGGGCUUUACAAGCAGCCGUUUGAAGCACUUUCAAGUCCCGUGUCUUAUCGGCUCUUAACAGAGCAGGGCAUGCUAAAUUGUCUGGCUAUUGGUAUGGCCUGA
Penicillium hordei is the source of this 1194-nucleotide messenger RNA. RefSeq names its product ABC transporter. The transcript has 2 exons. The coding region runs from base 1 to 1194 and encodes 397 amino acids. The record is from RefSeq and is a predicted model, not a curated record. Lineage: Eukaryota; Fungi; Ascomycota; Eurotiomycetes; Eurotiales; Aspergillaceae. Gene Ontology annotation, molecular function: ABC-type transporter activity; ATP binding; ATP hydrolysis activity.